AUGCCCGACGGCCAGAUCUCGUCUUCUCACUCUCGCCAUCACCAGUCCACCGUGUCAACGUCCUCCCGCUCAUCUGUUGCCGUGGCUGCAGUUGCUGUCGCAAUCUCGCCGUCGUGGCUUCGAUCUUCCACCUCCACAAACACUGACUCGCGACACCAGUAUCAGCAUCGGCAAUAUCACGACCCCUCGAGGCCCGCGCCCUCGUUCUCGCCCUCCUCGCUAAACGCGCAGCCUCACGUACCCGCGACUGCACGCCUUCCCCGGACCUCGUCGCUUCUCCCGCCGCCUCAAAUCACGCCCUCCUCGAGAUCCAGCCCUCACGAGCAGUCGAAUCAUCUGUCACCGAUUUCUGCUGGACACGAAGUCCCCCACAACGCUGCCGAGAGCUCGUGGCUUCUCAACCGCUGGUCGACCUCGACUGUGUCUAGUCGUGCCUCGGCUGCACCUCACCGCGCGCCCGCUUCUCGAUUCGGUAGUCGCUCCAGUAUCGAUGCGACGAGCCCCAGUAGCCGUUCUUCACCGUCAUCCAAGCCAUCGCCCCGGAAAUUACAGAAGAAUCGACGACCUAGCGCUUCAUCCGUCAACGCCGACGUUUCCGUCCCUAAACCUCCAGAACAGAGCACUCAGCUACCGCAAGCGCUCCCGCCAAUUGUCACUUUAUCGCCUUUAGAGCCUCCUGCGCUCGGCGAACUCCUCGCGGUCAAAUCCAAAGGGACUGGCCCUGGUUCACCUGAGCCUGGGCGAUCGACCAUCGCCCGCGAGAGUCAGUCCCUGAUAAGCCCUGGAACGACCGACUCUCCAAUCCAGUCUGUGACAUCGACACCAGCAAGUGCGCGCUCCAUGGCUUCAUAUAGACCCACCAUGCCUUACGACCAGGACCACGAGGCAUAUGCGCCUCACCGAGGCCAUUCUCGGAGCCGCUCCGGGAAGAGCAGCCAUGAUAAAGGACGUGGACCAAAGCCUCCGUCGCAGAAGGCAAUGCUGUCCCGCGCUCUGCAAAAAGCCAACACUGCAGUUCAGCUAGAUAAUGCGCAGAAUUUUGAAGGCGCCCGGGAGGCGUAUGCGGAGGCUUGUGAUCUUUUGCAGCAAGUGCUGCAGAAGACGACAGCAGAUGAAGACAAACGAAAGCUUGAAGCUAUUCGACGAACUUACACGAGCCGUAUUGAAGAAUUGGAUCAAAUGACGCCUUGGCAGCCAGAGGAGGAGUCCAAAGCCCUACCAGCUCGCCCCGAGAGCCUGGCACAGCACUCGGAAUCCGAGUCUGUACUUAACCUUGACGAGGAUGACGACAACGACGCGACGCUUUUCGAGACAGCAACUAUCACGAGAGUUAUCAGAGAUGACAGCCGCAGUCCUCAACCCCCAUAUCCAGCUUACUCACCACCCCAACAAGAGGAUGGUGGAUAUAGAAGAAGGAGCAUACAGAAGCCGAAGCCGAUAGUCACCACCCUUACACCGGAACCUGGACUCCUUCAGUCUUCCUUCUCGCGGUCCCCUAUCCGGCUCCGAACGCCUGACCAUCUCCUUCUGCAAAGAUCUGUAGACCCAUACAUGCCAGCUCCGUUGUCACCACGCCGCCCGAUGUCACCAGUCAAGCCGGAAGCGGACGAAAUGGAUGAGCCUAUUCGAUCUGAUUUCUCCAUGGCCCCAGAUGCUCCAGUCAAUCCUCCAGUCGGAAACGCGGUACCUCAAACUCAUUUCCGGGACGACAGUUUGAACUCGUGGCUUGACCCUAUCGAUGAGUCUGGUGGUUCAACCUCUUCCUCUGUUCACUCUCGCACAUCUUCGCUUGGUUUUAGGAGGAAGCACAUCCGGGCUGUUAGUGGUGAAACUGAGGCCGAAUUCGACACUGCACUGGACGCAGCUAUUGAAGCGGCAUAUGAUGACGGCUAUGAGCCGAUGAGCCCAAUGGAUUAUGGACGACGAGUUUCAGCUGAAGCGAGCGAGGAAGCAGUAGUUAAUGCCUUGCGCAAAGUUGAAUUGGCGCGCCAGCGGGUUCGAGAGAUGGAGGAAGAAGAGUAUGGGAUGGCCUUGGAGAUGGGACGACGAGCACAGCAACAGCAGCAGCAGCAGCAGCAGCAAUCGCUCCCCUCGGAUAAUCAUGGUAUGUCCCAGGAUUUCUACGACGAUAAUUCAUCAGACGAUGAAGAGAGGAUACUGGAAGAAAUCACCCGCGACUAUGGCCUUGGGCCGUAUGUUGCAAGUCAGCGGCAGCCAUCAGUCCCUCGCGAAUCCGAUUCAAGCGGCGUCACCUCGCGCACAUGGCAUAGUUCACAGGGAUCGAACCCUCCCACAGCAGCGACCUCAUUGUCUACCGUUACGGAACUGCCACCGGCCUUCACAAAUAUCUCGCAGGCGCCUGCUGCGCCGCCACCAACACAGUCGCUCCCUGAGUUGCCUCAACGGCCUGGCUCAUCCGCCCAGAGUGUGCGGAAUCGUCGCAUGUCUGGACAGAAUGCUAAGCAGCUCAAGAUCGAGACCUCCAAGCUGGUGCCUCCUCUCCAGAACCACCCCGAGGAUCUGGCACAGGCCAAGUCUGCUCCUAUGGAUGGCCAGGAGUCACACUUUCCCGCUGAUACGGGUAUGAGGGUGACAAGUGCGCCUCAUAGACCUUCAUCACCCCCCUUAUUCGAGGCCAGUCCUACCGAUGUGUCGGCAGCCAAACCCACACCAUCACCUUUCGGCCAACUGGGACAAGCUGAGGGAGAUGAAGCUGCCCCGGCACAGCAUUCUGGAUCUCCAUCCGCGACACGAUUGAGGAAGAACUUUUCUUCGUCGAGUUUGAGAAGCAUGAAGAGCCGCAACAUGUCGGCCACUAACCUUGAAGAAGGCUCGGAUAUGUCUCCUGGAACACCAGGAAGCAAUCCUUUUGGCAGUCUUCAUGCUCCUUCUGUCCCGGCACUCCCCACUCCCCUUACAACCACGUUCCGGGAACGAUCAGACACCAAUGCUGCUGGACUCUCUCUGUUUGACGAUCACUUUUACUCCCCGACGAGCCCUGGCUCACCGAACGAGCUAUACCCGGAUCCGCCUGUCCCUCUUGAGCCCUGCCCCACGGACUUUAUGCUUCGGCCGUUCUGGUUGAUGCGAUGUCUCUAUCAAACCCUGGCUCAUCCACGGGGUGGUUAUCUCAGUCACAAGCUCUUCGUACCAAGGGAUGUGUGGCGAGUAAAGGGAGUCAAGCUCAAGAAUAUCGAGGAGAAGGUGGCAAACUGCGAUUUCCUCACCGCUGCUUUGCUCAAGAUUGAGAGGGUCGACACGUGCGAUGCUGAUGCAGUGCUCGAAGAAAUGCAGUCCCUGGAGGGCAUUCUAGAGCAGGUUCAGACUGCCUUGAGCCGCAAGCUUGGCAAUGAGGUUGGCGUACAGAGCUCGGGAACCCUAUUCAAGGAUGCGACGAAUGGCGAUGACAGCGCAGCACCUGGUGUGCCACGAUCUUCCAGCGUUUCAGGGAAAUCAUCAUUCUCUUGGCGGCGUCUUCGUUCCAAGAACUCUGCGGUCGGGCUUGGCGGCUCAUACACAAGCCGCCUGGUGGCAACAGACACGGGCAAGGAUGUGCCAAGCAUCGCCAGCCUACCCAUGACGCCGAACCCGACGAGUCGCCCGGCUAAGAGGGAUCUGACACAAGCACAAUUUACGGGCCCGAAUGCGAUGUACAUGAGCUCGCUCGCUCGCCUCUUUGAUGCGGCCCAGGCUAUUGAUCAAAUCGCAAGACAAGUAGAAGAUCCUGGGUUGCGGCACGCCGACAAGACGCAGGUUGGGCUUGAGUUGUGCACGCGACACGCUGCAGAGUUCUUUGGGUUCUACGUGUGCCGGUUUGUCCUGGCAGAUCUGGGGUUGCUACUAGACAAGUUCAUUAAGCGUGGCAGCGAAUGGGUUCUCACAUGA
Molecule: messenger RNA, 3885 nt
Organism: Fusarium keratoplasticum
Lineage: Eukaryota; Fungi; Ascomycota; Sordariomycetes; Hypocreales; Nectriaceae
Product: MIT domain-containing protein
Exons: 3
Coding region: 1-3885 (1294 amino acids)
Source: RefSeq, a predicted model, not a curated record